AUGGAGACAAUUACCUGGUCAUCUCAAAGUGAAGCCGAUAAAGAAAUUGAUGAAGAAGAUGAAAGCAACAUUUAUAUCCAUGGUAUACCAAUUCCUUCACAAAUUCUUGCAGAAGUGUUGGUCAGAGUUGAUAAUCGUCGUGAUGUUGGUUAUAUAUGUCCUUUGGUUUGUCGUCGGUGGUACAGUGUUUUAUCUGCUCCCGGUUUCUGGAUCAGUUAUAUGAUAUACCGAUCAAUGGAUUUGCCUCCCAACUCGUUACGAAAUGAACCUUCACUCAAUGUCAAAAAAGUUUCUCUUAUGCAAGCUUUCGGCCGCAAUUUGAUUAACAAUCCUAGUGGUGACGAUCGAUAUGAAAGUUGGGAAAUGGGUGAAAACGGCGGUGAUGGAUUCGGAAUCGAGAAACCACCAGUAGGUUGUGUACCAGUGGAAAAUAUACCGGUUGCAUUUGUGACAAGCUAUGAUUGGUGCAGUAAAUUUCAAAUCAUUGAUUUGUGGAAAGAGGGAAUUGAACGUUCUUUUUUGGAUGAAUUUUGUCCACCAAUCACCGUUUCGGAGUACCAUACAGGUCGCUUCAAUUACCCAUCGAUUUAUUUGUUAGAAGUGCAGCUGCUUCCCGAUGGAAUUAUGCCUUUGCCAUACAGACCAAUGCCAGGAUUUCUUGUGUAUGCUCGGUACCCUCGCCUCUCUCAACAGUAUGAUAUACCACAUGAAUGGCUACAUCGUGAUGUACCACAGCGUGAUGAAACAACCGAUACUUCAAUAACCCGAAUUCGCAUGUUGAAAGAAGCUGAAUGGCGAAAGAUCGAACAUACAUUUUCGAAUUAUCCUAGAGGCAUUCGUUACGUAUUAUUUCGACAUAGUGGAAAAGAUCAGCAGGGAUAUUGGGAUGAAUGUUAUGGUUCAAAAAUGGCUAAAGCUUCGGUUAUUGUAAAUUACGGUAAUGGAGAACGAAGAUUUAUACCCUGA
This is a messenger RNA of Brugia pahangi, 966 nucleotides long. Lineage: Eukaryota; Metazoa; Nematoda; Chromadorea; Rhabditida; Onchocercidae. The record is from the annotation of a GenBank genome assembly.